Molecule: messenger RNA, 3006 nt
Organism: Mytilus trossulus (common blue mussel)
Lineage: Eukaryota; Metazoa; Mollusca; Bivalvia; Mytilida; Mytilidae
Exons: 3
Coding region: 22-2883 (953 amino acids)
Source: RefSeq, a predicted model, not a curated record
AGAAACUAUAAGAAUACAAACAUGACCAGACUACAUGUGAUAAUUUUGAUUGGAGCUAUAGCAUUCUCUUCAGGGUCUUACACGGAGAGAAGAGACCCAAAAUGUGGUAGCGAAUGUAUAAGGAAUGAACAUUGCGACCUGGGUUUCGUGUGUCAACGAACAACUGAUAGAUGCAGAAGGCAUAUAUGCGUAAAAAAGAUUCUAGAAGUACCACAAGUUAUUGUAGACACACAACCUAUUCGAGGAGAUGUAUAUGAAGAACAUGGCCAAAAACAAGCAGUAUCUCCUUUAGACUUGCCUAUUCCAAUGUCACCUCUAGGCCGUUCGGAUAUUGGUAAGAAUGGUAAAAAGCCUUGGUUAAUUGAUCCAAACUUUAGCACAUUAACCAAAACCGUAAAUCCUCAAAUAGGAUCUGAGAAUACGCUGACAGGUUCAAUGAAUGCUGAUUUACUUCAAAUCUGUAUAAACAAUUGUUUGGUGCGAUCUACCUGUCUACAAGGAACGGACUGUAGAUUUCGUUGUGAGACAUCAUGCCUUAACGAACUGUCAAAUGUAAACUUAACUCCUUCAUUAUCAAAAAGUUCAAUUGUUCCACUUGAACUGGGACCAAACGGCCAAAUCCUCCAAGCAAGUACAAAAACUAAGAUUCUUGGUAAUCUUGAUACAAAAUUUUUAUCGGUUAAUCAACAAGAUGAGAUAAACCACAUGGGACAAAACGAAAUGGUAUCUUCAAUCAAACCAAUAGGUUCAUACAUUUCGAGCGAUUCACUUGGGUCUCAAAAAGAAAUCAACGAUUAUGCAUUAACAGAUUCACCAGGAAACAAAAACGUAGUAGCCCCUGUUCAAUCCAUUGAUAAAAAUGUUCCAAAUGAUUCAACAGGACAAAAAGAAGGAGUCCCUUUCGUCCAGACCAUUGACAAUUAUGUUUCGAAUGAUUUACAAGAUCACAAAGUAGUAAUGAACAGAUUUACAAACGUAAUAACAUCGGAUGGACUUGGCGGAGGCUUUGUAGACGGAAAUGGCAAUGUGCAACAAAUUGAUCCAAUAUCUUUAGGAAAACAAACAAAUACCUACGGUCCAAAAGAUUCUACUGGUAAGAAGGAAAUCCUACAAUCCAAUCCUAUAAUAAAAAGUGACCACAGUAUACUUAUUGAUCCAAACUUUGGUACAAUUACAAAAUUCGAAACCUCUAACGGAGGGUUUGUAAAUGAAAUGGAUAAACACCACUCAGGUUCAAAUAAUGCCGAUCUACUUUACAUCUGUAUUGACAAUUGUGUGGUAACUUCUCGAUGCGUAGAAAAUGAUUGUCGUCCAGGUUGUAAGAAAUUAUGCCUUAAAGAAUUACCACUCAUCAAUAUUAGACCUUCCCUUCCUGAAGUUCAAGAGGUUUUUCGUCAACAUGAUCAAAUGAAUCAAAAUAUGCAAGUUGGAACAGGAAGGGAAGUUGUUGGUGAAUUUACAACAGAUAUGGUAUCCAUAAAUAAAGACACGGAUAGAGAAAUUGUACACCAAGGGAACCCAGUCGAUACAUACGUUCAACAAAAUUUACCGGUACACAAAUUAGUAGGUGGUGGACGUGGUGGAGAUCUUGUACACAAAAGCCAAUUACAACAAGUUGAAAAAAUUUCACCGGGACAGCUAAUGGACGACUACAUUCCAAAAGAUGUAAAUGCUGAUGUUAUGUUUGAUACGUUGGCAACCUCUAAGAAUGUUGGUUUACUUCAAAUUUGUAUUGACAAUUGUUUAGCGCGGAUAUUAUGUUUACAGGGAACUGACUGUAUUCUUCGUUGUAAGAACAUAUGUCUUAACGAGCUCCCAAAUACUGAAUUUAAUCCAUCGCUACCAAAAGGCUCCGUAGUUCCAUUUGUAGAUGGACAAAACGCCGAAAUCAUUCAUGCAGAAGGAAAGAAAGUCUUAACAUCCAAUUCUGGAAUACACGGAGGCCAAGCUAUACAUAUCGAUCCCAAUUCUGGUACUCUUACAAGCAUGUUUAAAUCAUCAGUUGACCAAUCAUCUCCAGUGAAUUUUGUCGAUGCAUACGUUCCAAACAAUUUACAGGGACACAAAGAAGUAGUUGCACCUGUUAAAACGACCGAUACAUAUGUUCAAGAAAAUUUGAAAGAGAAAAAUGGGGUAAAGCCUAUUCUUGAACCAUUCGAAUCAAUAAAUCAACACGAAUUACCAGAACAUACAGAAAUAGUGAACAGACUUACACAAGUUAUAACAUCUAACGGACAACGUGUAGGUCUUGUUCACAACCGACACUUACAACAACACGACAAUUUUUCACCGGUAGAAAAAAUUGACAAUUACGUUCCGACUGAUGUAUCUGGACAAGAAAUCUUAACAUCUAAUCCUGUUCUACACAACCAACAAAAAAUAAUAAUCGAUCCAAAUUCUGGUGCAAUUGCAACAACCAUGCUUAAAUCCGUUGGAAAAUCUUAUGGAAACCAACAAGUACAACAACAUAUUGUUACUAAUGAUCAAAUCGUGCUCGAUCAAAAUACCGGUACAGUUAAUCAAUUAGUGGAAGGAGAUCGCCUCGUUACAAAUCAGCAGGUGAAUCAAUUUGACCAAAAAUCACCGGUAGAACCAAUUGACAUGUAUAUACCAAACAAUGCACAAAAGAUUCCAUCUGUUGGCAAAUUGCAGAAGCCAAUUCUCCCAUUGAAUUCUAAUGGACCUUUUGGUAAUAAUCGAAAUGGACAUAAGAUUCCAAAUAUUGGAAAAAAGUUGCAGAAACCCAUUCUUCCACUGUUCUCUACAGGCAAUAAUAAAAGCCAAUGUAAUCGUGAUUGUCCCAGAGGACGAGUUUGUGCAACACGCCGUGGUAGAAGUGUUUGUAUAAGAAAGAAACUCGGAAAUAAUUAUAGAAAGAUGUAAAGUUUUAGUUACAUUCCUUGAAAUCCUUUAUUUAUUAGCGUGCAAUUUUUUUUCUUCAAACUACUGUGAUAGUUUAUUAUUCUGAUAUUUUUUUUAAAUUUUGUAAUAAAAUGAAUAACAAUU